AUAUCUUAUAAGGGUGACCGAUUAAUGACCAAUCACUCAAGUUAUAUUUCCUUUUCAAUAUUUAAAACGCGCCGUUCUCACUCCGUGAUAUAUUUGGAAUAUUAUGCUUUCUCGAGAUCGAUCUGUGUCUGGACCAAGGCCUGGGUUUUUCCUGUACCCAGAGUCCAUGCCCAUGCAUUUUUUGACUUCCUGUGUUCUUUUUGGGCAUGGGUUUUUUCUAAACUACAGGCCCAGAUCAAUAAAUCAAACCCAGAACGCAGGAACAGGCAUAUGCUUUUCAAUAACAUUAUCGGAAAUCUCAAAUUUACAAGAAUAUCGAGUACGUAAAGCUCAACACGUUAUUGUUAGAGAACUUGAUUUAAUUUUAUAUUUACUUUUUGCUAUUUUAAUUGUGCUUUAUGGAAUUCUUGCUUGGUCUUCAGGUUCUUGGACCCGCUCAGAUUUAUGGUCGUCCCAAUGGCCCCAAUGCCCUGUGGAAGAAUUUAGAAUGUUUUUUUCUCUUUGUGAACAAUUGGUUUUGUUUUAUGGAAUUAGAUUAUGUUAUAAAGCAAGAAAUAGCAGUUGGGUCGAACGCUAUCAAUUUACAAUGGCUGUUAUUUUGGAAGCAAUUAUUUCACUUGUAGCCUCUUCCAUUAGAUAUGCCCUAAAUGAGGUUGGUUCAAGAGAUGCACUCUUUCUUGUUGCUGUACUCCAACUUCAUUUAACAAUUUCUUUAAAUAUUGUAGCCAUUAUUGCUCCGAAAUUUUUGUUUUCAACAGAAAACACGGCUAGAGGGACUCUAAAUAGUGGAAAUGCUACAGCAAUAAUUGGAAGUAAUAGAGCACAUCCUUCCCUAGCCAAAAUGCGUGAAAAUUUGAUUAAUGGAACUAUUGACUUUCAAGAAGUGCCGAUUGUUGAUAUGAAUCCUGAAGAUAUUCGAGCCGAAUUAAAACGUGUUUACACCCAAUUAAGAAUGUACAAAUUAAAAAAUGCUUAUCAAGACAAUCCCCAUAUAUCAAAAAGGAAAGGAGGGGCCGGAAUAAAAAAAGUAGUUCAUCAUCAACAAUCAACAACAGAAUGUAAUAAUAACAAUAUUGGGGGAGGAAAAACUUCUAGAGCGGCAUCAGCCUCAGCAGCAAUUGACAGAAGAAUAUCUAUACCUCCCCAAAUAAUUAAUUCUUCUUCAAAUAAUUCCCCAAAUAAAUUUCAACAGCAACAACAAAAAUUAAUUGAGGAAGAAAAAAAUAAUGAUUUGACAGUAGAAUCAGCUCCUCACAAUAUCCAUUUGUUAACAACUUCGAGUAAUUCUUCAAUUAAAUUAAAUUCUCCAACAGAUAUUCCUUUAAUUUCUUCUUCUGAUCAGUCUAUAAGGGUUUAA
Messenger RNA from Meloidogyne enterolobii, 1357 nucleotides. Lineage: Eukaryota; Metazoa; Nematoda; Chromadorea; Rhabditida; Meloidogynidae. The record is from the annotation of a GenBank genome assembly.